GUUUGAGAGUAACGAAGUAACGAGAGGCGUCCUGACGAUGGACUUCCCAGUGGAGGCGAAGGUGCACCUGAAUGGGUUCAGAGACAAGCACCAGGCGUUGGGCAUUCUCCAUUCUCACGGGUUCCGGGUGAAGGAUCAGGGUCCAGGUUGGGUCCGGGUUGAAGGUGCUUUUCCACAGCUAAAAGAUGUGAAGGCCCAGUUAGAGCAGCUAGUCCAGGACCACGGAGGACAGAAUGGUCCACCUGGGACCGUGUCCAGCUACUACGGCAGCGCCACCAGGAACAAGUCGCGGUCCGCAGAGAGGCCUGACUCCUUCCACCACUCCCAGCAGAGGUCGCCCCCCAGGCCCGGGCCAGAGACCUUCAUCAUCGACUCCGACGUGUUCAAGUACGCCAACCGGUUCAGGAAAAAAGAGAUGGACGACAUCCUGACCCACCACGCCGCCUUCAUGACGGAGGUGGAGAGUGGCGACAGUUCCACCAUCACCGUCAGAGGAAAACACCCGAAGGCCGCGGCUCAGAACCUGCAGGAUCUCUUAGGUCAUCUGGGAAAGUCUCUGCGCACGCAGGAAGUUCCCCGACAGGACAUGGACCGGAACGGAGACGCUCUUCUGGAGAAGAUCAGAAAAGACGACAACGGUUUCAACUCGGUGCUGGUCUGUGAGACGAGGGACGGACUCCACCUCAUCGGACCGCCCAGAGAGAGCUUCGACCUCCAGCAGCAGCUGAUGCGCUCGGCAGGACGCAGGGGGCGGAGUUUCGUGCGAGGCGCCGCCUCCCGUUUCCGCAGCAGCUCAACACCCGAAACCCGCAAAGACAGGGGACGACGUGCCGCCGACGAGUCUCCGCCUCCCAGAGGAGCUACAGGAUACUCCCCACCCGGGAACCAGGACCCCCCGGCUCCCCGGGAUGCCUGGGACUCCCCGGACGCCUGGGAACACGGGGCCGAGCCAGACCGCAGACGCUCAGGGUUUUGGCGGCGGUUGUCCCUCAGGAAGCGAAGCCGCUCUGAGGUCCGUCGGAAGCCCGAGAAGCCGAACGGAGUCCAGCCGACGAGGGAAGAGUCCCGGCAGCCGAACAGCUCCUCCUUCUUCGCUCAGCUGUUCAGGAAUCCUUUUAAAAAACACAAAAACAAGAAACACAAGAAGUGAAACUGCUCUUCCUCUUUUCUGCUGAAGGAAGAAGAGUUAUGGAGGCGGCGAUGCCUCCCGGUCAGGCUCUGACCUUCAGCUACUCGACACGACGCCUGCCUUCAGUACAGGCCUUGAAGAGGAAUUCAUACGUCACUCGAUGUGCCGAGGCUUUGUGUUACUGCCAUCCCCCUCCAACUGCCCCUAUCGACGCUACGCCACCUCCAACUGCCCCUAUCGACGCUACGCCAUCUCCAACUGCCCCUAUCAACGCUACGCCACCUCCAACUGCCCCAUCGAUGCUACGUAAAUUCCAACUGCCCCAUCGAUGCUACGUAAAUUCCAACUGCCCCAUCGAUGCUACGCCACCUCCAACUGCCCCACCAAUGCUACGCCACCUCCAACUGCCCCACCAAUGCUACGCCACCUCCAACUGCCCCAUCGACGCUACGCCACCUCCAACUGCCCCAUCGAUGCUACGUAAAUUCCAACUGCCCCAUCGAUGCUAUGCCUCCCUUCAACUGCCCCUAUCAAUGCUACGCCACCUCCAACUGCCCCAUCGAUGCUACGUAAAUUACAACUGCCCCAUCGAUGCUACGUCACCUCCAGCUGCCCCUAUCGAUGCUACGUCACCUCCAGCUGCCCCUAUCAACGCUACGUAAAUUCCAACAGCCUGUGUUGAUGCUAUGCCACCUUCAACUGCCCCUAUUGACCUUACCAUCCACCUCCAACAGCCCAUCUCAACGCUACGUCACCUCCAACAGCCUUGAAGGCUCCAGGAUAUGACUGACCCUCGGUACACAGCGUUUAGCGUAGCGUCUUGCUACAUGUUGCGCUGUGUGGACUGCUGACGUGUGAGCCCUGAAAAUCAUUGGCAUGUAGCAUUGCUGGUGUGAGAGCACUGAAACUCAUUAGCAUGUAGCAUGCAGCAUGGCUGGUGUGAGAGAACUGAAGCUCGUUAGCAUGUAGCAUCGCUGGUGUGAGAGAACUGAAGCUCGAUAGGAUGUAGCAUCCAUCCAUCCAUCCAUCUUCCACGGCUUAUCCGGGACCGGGUUGCGGGGGCAGCAGUCUAAGCAGACAUGCCCAGACUUCCUGUCCCCAGACUUCCUGUCCCCAUACUCUUCCUCCAGCUCUUCCGGGAGGC
Molecule: messenger RNA, 2273 nt
Organism: Salarias fasciatus (jewelled blenny)
Lineage: Eukaryota; Metazoa; Chordata; Actinopteri; Blenniiformes; Blenniidae
Exons: 2
Coding region: 38-1150 (370 amino acids)
Source: RefSeq, a predicted model, not a curated record